This is a messenger RNA of Protopolystoma xenopodis, 330 nucleotides long. NCBI's taxonomy places the organism in Eukaryota, Metazoa, Platyhelminthes, Monogenea, Polystomatidea, Polystomatidae. The record is from the annotation of a GenBank genome assembly.
AUGGUUCCUAUUCCUUGUCGGUCCAGGGAACUGCGACUUAUCAAUCCAGAGCGACUUGCUGAUGGUCGGCCCUGUCUUUACGACAUCAAGACAGCCUUCAAGGACUCGACGUUUGCUUCCGUGAUUGGCACAAUCAGUCUCUGGCUCUGGUUAAUGCUCCUCUGGCCGGGACUCGGCUCCCUCUUCGGCCAGUUUGAUUUUGGGCAUUUCAGCGCUUGGGUAAGCGAAACGAUUGAUACCAGUCACUGGAGUGAUGCUUGCGUCAAUUUAUUGGUGUCUUAUGAUGAUACAGAAAAUGCUGGUGCUGCUGGUCUCGACGGCUUGAUGUAG